CAAUUGUUAAUAACAGCUGAUCACUGUAUUUUGGGGAAAUUGCGAAGUAUCCACGACGUCGUACAAGUAAAAACAUUUUGUUUUUUAUUCUAAAAUAGACAAGAUAGAGUUCGUCUAAGGAGAAAAGACAGUAUGGGUAACAAGUCAUCAUUACUGUUGCGUCCUGAGGAAAUUGCCCAGAUUCAAGAGGAGACUGGCUUUACCCCUAACCAAAUUGAACGCUUAUAUUCUCGCUUUACAUCUUUGGAUCGUGGUGAUUGUGGUACCUUGUCACGAGAUGAUUUCCUGCGUAUUCCCGAAUUGGCCAUUAAUCCACUGUGUGAACGUAUUGUGCAUGCCUUUUUUGCCGAUAGCACCGAUGAUCGCGUUAAUUUCCGUCAAUUCAUGAAUGUCUUGGCUCAUUUCCGACCAAUUAAAGCUAAAAAGGAAAACAAACUCAAUUCAAGGGAAGACAAAUUGAAAUUUGCCUUUAAAAUGUACGAUUUGGAUGACGACGGUGUGAUUAGCCGUGAUGAGCUACUGAGCAUUUUGCAUAUGAUGGUCGGCGCUAAUAUUAGCCAGGAUCAAUUGGUUAGUAUAGCUGAACGUACCAUAUUGGAAGCUGAUCUUUGCUGCCAGGGUAAAAUAUCCUUUGAAGAUUUCUGCAAAGCUUUGGAACGCACAGAUGUGGAACAAAAAAUGUCCAUUCGUUUCUUAAACUAAAAAGUGGCCUUUUUUAAUUACCGUCAUACAAUGUCAUCAUUGUAUGAAAUAUUUCCUUUAUUUUAUUAGCAUAGCAAAAAACAAGUAUUAACAGGAAUAGUUAAUUUUUCUUACAUUUUUUUUUAAUUUUCCUAAAUGUACGCAUUGUUGGUUUGUUUUUUGUGUUUCUCUUUUUUUAUUAGUAAUAUUUUAUUUAUUUUUCUUUUCCCAACCAAAUUGAAUCCAUUCCGUGUGUGGUUUAGUGUCAAUAACUUAUCGCAGAAAAUAGGAAUUAAAUAAAUAAAAUAAAUCAUCUGUAAUUUAAUUAUUGAUAUCUAUAGUUUAUAUGGAUUUUAUCUGAAAAAAUAGUUUUUUUUUUUCAGCAAAAACAAUAACAUUAAUCAAGCGGUCUAAGAAUAAAGAACUUGUUAACAAUAAAAUCUAUUUAUGUACUUAACAUUGCUUGAAGUUAAA
Musca domestica (house fly) is the source of this 1155-nucleotide messenger RNA. It is a transcript of the gene elm, whose product is annotated as calcineurin B homologous protein 1. The coding region runs from base 133 to 702 and encodes 189 amino acids. The transcript is spliced from 3 exons. Gene Ontology annotation, molecular function: calcium ion binding. Lineage: Eukaryota; Metazoa; Arthropoda; Insecta; Diptera; Muscidae. The record is from RefSeq and is a predicted model, not a curated record.